AUGGGAACCAAGGUCAGCCAAACGAGUCAGGAGCUAUGUACCAGUACUGCCUACAACGACCGGCCUGGAACCCGUCCCUAUGGAUCCAGCAGACGGGCCAACAACGGGAACGGGAAGGGAGGCAUGACAUUAGCAGGGAGUGCCGUUGCCGCUGAGGCGUUCCAGUGCGCUGAAAACCAGUGUGAAAGGCCGGAGCAAGAGGCAUCCGAUUGUGUUGGGAUUCUGAAGAACGUCGCUAUCUUCAAAUCCUCUGCAGCGUUUUUCGACAUGCGGAAGUGCGAGUGA
This is a messenger RNA of Neurospora crassa OR74A, 285 nucleotides long. RefSeq lists its product as hypothetical. NCBI's taxonomy places the organism in Eukaryota, Fungi, Ascomycota, Sordariomycetes, Sordariales, Sordariaceae. The transcript is spliced from 2 exons. The coding region runs from base 1 to 285 and encodes 94 amino acids. The record is from RefSeq and is a predicted model, not a curated record.